CGUCGCCGUGGUUACCGACGACGCCGCUGCGCGCUGGGAUCAGCUGACGCCGCGGGUGAGCGAUGGCUAGCUGGGCUGUCCCAUCGCCCAACGCGGAGGCAUCUUCUGCGGAGUGGGAGCUGAGGCCUCCUUCCUCUCUGUGGCUACUGAUAGAGGAAAAUGUACCCCCCGCGGAGCGGGGCGAGGUCAGGGCCGCGCUGGGAGAUGGGGCCGUCACCUAUAGCCAGGAGCUGCAUGCAGAGAUGGAGUGCUUGUUGGAGAUUUGGAGGGAAGUAUGCUCUGAGAACGGAGCAAUCCAGGACACCGUUGUCCAGCAAUCCCGACCUCGCCCGCUGGCCGACCCGCCAUCUGUGAAGGCCAUGCUGCGGCAGGAGAUUCGGCUGCUGCUGCUUGGCCUGCGAGAGAAGGCACGCCAGCAUGGACGGGAUGAAACGGAAGUGAUGUCGCGGUACAGUCAAGAAGUGGUGGAAUUUGCAAUGGACACACGGUCGCCCAGCCUUCCUGUGGCCUCACAGCCACCUGGGUCCUACAAAGAUCCAGGAGGCGGCUCUGCCGGCAGGCAGAAGCUUAGGCACCCAUCCACUGGCGGAAUCCUGAAGGACCCCAUUCAUCCAAAGUGGGGGAUUACCAGGCCACGCACAGCAGCAGUGCCACAACAACUCAGGCCCUUGUCGAGUCUGUCGAUGUCUUCAAACCUGCCAGACGAAAUUGAGGCUCUGAAGGAGAAACUCAAUGUGAGCCGCAUUGAUGAGGUGAUCGAACAUCUUCGGAGUUUGCUUAACGAAGAAUGCAGUACUUUGGAGAAAGACAUCCAAAGUUUGCAGGAACACUUGGCGGAGGGGCGCAGGGGACCGGCAUUGCCGAGGAAUGAGCCUUCCAUCACAGAGCUCAAGGAGCAGCGCAAGGUCCUGGAGAGUGAUCUGCGGGUCAUGUCAGCCGAAGAGAGGACGUCGGCACCCGCGCUCACGACGCGCACACUCAGGCACGUGACAUUGUUCUUCCUGGUGAUUUUAGGGAAAAUCCAUGACCGCAGCCGUGUUGACAGGGUUCCUCACGCCGUUUCUGCCAGAUCACCCGGUGAAGCGUUGGCCCCUAAAGCGGCGACGGUUCGACUACCGCCACCCUCCCCUCUCACGCCGGAUAACGAUGAGUCCCCCGCAACUCAGCAGGGAGGAUUCUACCCGGGUAGGCCACCUCCAACGGCCCCCCUUCGUCAUCCACACACAACCCAGGCUCCAUUUAAUCCCUCCGAGCGACAAUUCGCCGAAUCUCAGAAUCCAUCAAGUCCAGCACCUUGUGACGGACAACGCUUGCAAGUGACUCCCAGAAGCCAUGACAGGGAAGAGGAGGACACCGAUGGAUGCGAUAGUGAGAUAACGGGGAGCGGUGACAUCUUGGAGGUUCGCACGUCGGCCGGUUUGGCUGAAGGGAGGCGGCCGCUGGUGUGUGCGAGAGGUGUUCCGGUGCUGACACCUCUGACAAUGGGCACCCGGGCGGCGCUCACACCUAUGCCACAUGCACGGGAGAUGUCGGGAGCCCGGCUGUUGAUGCCCACGCCACCCAAAGGAGCCAGGCCGCUGGGAAAACAUGCUAGGCCAGCACACAGGAUCAGGAUGACGCUCGCCGAUGGAGUACCUUGAUGGCACAUGCUGCGUGCCCCCUCUUACGGCAGGCUGAUGUGGGCCCGCAGGCCAUUUCUGCAUUCACAGUUGAUGCUGGGGGGUCCCCUUGGCUAGACUACAGCAAGGCAUUGCAAGCACUUCGGAGUUGCUGAGGCAUUUAAGCAACCUAUACAUGUGAAAUGUUCGGUCUAAGAUGUGCAGUGUUUAUUUUUCAGCAGGUUCCCCUGGGGCUUUCUUUUGUGGUCAGCAUGCAACAAUAGCAAAUAAGGUUGUUUUGAGACAUCAGUAUCUCUACCGGAGACUUGAGAUCACAGUUUGUUGUUGGUUAAAUAACAAGCUGAGCUGCUGGAAUUGCAUUGAAAAGUAAUUCGUCUUGAUUUCUAACUCGUUUGGGGCAUUCUAUUAAGUAGAAAGCAUUGCCAUUUUAUUGUUUGGAAGCUGUUGCUCCUUAAACAAAAAUUGUGAAUGCACUCUGUGAACAUACUCUUUGGUUUUUUCGGCAAAGUGACGUAGGUAGAAAAUAAAAUAAAUUACAUUAAAUUUUUAUUUUAUUUUAUACCGACGUGACUUUACCGAAAGAACCAAAGGGUAUGGAUUCCUGCAGUCACGAAAACUUAAAAUCUACACUCUGUGAACAUCAAGGGCUUAGGCAGAAUUUGGAUGGUGCUCUAAUGGAACAGAUUUCUUCUUAAGAUCCUUUGUAAAUAUCACACCGGAACGAAUUGGUCUAUAUUAAAGCCAUCUUGAAUAUAUUUAAUCGACGGGAGCUUUAUUUGUCUUAUCAGAAUUCACAUUUUAACUGCAGUGUUGUUGUUGUUUGCCACCUAGUGGGCAAUCUAGAAAGCAGCAUUCGGGUCUGUUAGUCAAGCUUCAGAACACCAUGGAAAUUGUACGGCCUAAGGCAUGUAGUCUAUCGCCAGCAAUGUAAAACACUUAUAAUUACAUUAUGCCCCAUGAAACACAAAAAAACAUUUUAUUUGCUGUCGGGAAAAAUUCAUUUUUUUCUAUCAAUUGUAUACUCAUCACAGCCAACAUCUCGAAAUUCAUCGGACCUCCCCAUGGCCCAUUCUUUCAGGUGUACCAGUAUACCCAAUUAUGCCAUAAACUACGUGGCUGUGGAACAAAUGUAGGAAAUUGAACCGAUGCUCAAAAUGUUAAUGUCGGCCUCCGUUGAGGCUUGAUGACCGGCAUUUGAGAUGCUCGCUGCCUGUGGGGCAGGAACACACCCUGUAUGUUGGCUUUGCCCCACACUGCAUUUGGCGUCUGUUUAUACAGUAGUACCAGUCGACCGGACAUAGGGGGCAACGGAAGACCGCUGGAUGUGACUUGCAAUCUGCUUGCAAAAUAAAGGACGGUUAUAGGUACGUUCUUGGAAAUCUGUAAAGGGCCUUUUGUAGGGGAUUAGUAGGAUACAUGGUAAACACUCGACACAUAACGAUGCGUUGAUUCGUCGAAUAAAAUACAUGGUAUGCAUUUGGAAUGCUUAUGAUACGUGUAGCAAAUUACAUUGGUGAGAAUUUAUACUAAUAAUAUGCGAAUGUAAUACUAUAUUGAGUGAGCAGGCAAGUAUUAAUACUACCAUGGCAUAUGAACAAUACAAAAUAGAAUGUAAAAAAUAGAUAAGAGUUUAUUAUUUAUUAAAAUAAUGACCCCAAAUCAUAGAAAUGCAUCAAAUCUCUGAGUAGGUGACUUAUUACAUGCCCUGUGCAAAUCCCAUAUUUCCAUGCAGAACACUCAACGACAGAUUUUACUACUAAUUUUGCUACAUCUUUGUUGAACGGGUGAUUCUGCGUCUUCGAGCACGCGACUUGCAAAUCUGUGCAUUGUAAGUUUCAAUCCUGAUGAGGGUUUCAUUCAACUAUUCAUGCCUUGGGGGAACGAUAAAACAGGUACCACUUAAUCAGAACUCAACAGUCGUUUUAUGGACACUGUGAGACAAUAGUAAUUCCACCACUGGCUCAAGGUCAUAAACAUGUGAUGAGCACUGACCCACACUCAGUUUACUGAGUAAACACUUCAAGGUUUGUUUGUUUUUUGCCUGCCACGUCUAGCCAAAUACACUGUCCAGUUUGCGAGUCGUCUCAAUUACGGGAUGUGGCCUUUAAAAACAUAACACCAUAGCACCGCUCCACGCGUAUUCAAUAGUCAGAAGAGAAUUGCCCUCAAGCCCUCUAAAACUCCCCCGGCGAACUGCAACUACCCCUGCCCCGUGGCCAACGUGCACCCCCAAUUCGCUUCCUCACCCUUGCCCUUAGAAUGAAUGCUUGUGCAUUUUUCUUCCCAAGCAACGGAAGGUAAAUGGGUGCAUAUCCCAGCGGUGCCUGGAAAACCAGCAGCCUGUAACAGCCACCGCUUUGUAUCUGCCAUUAGUGCCUCCCCCUUACUUGCACCUCCCCAACUAUUUUUACAUUCAAAUGUAUAUAUUUUUUCACCAUCACUGCAAAACAGUCUUGAGCCACAUUAUCUGGAGUGCUUAUUUUACAAUUGUGCUCUCGGAUUUCCCUAAACUGUUGCCAGAGUAAAUACAGUAUGUCGAUGUACAGCUCCUUUGCCAAUCUGCUUCUGGAUGAGGGCCUUCCCAGACAGGGCAGACCAUUACUUCACCAUACUUGCCAAUGUGGGUUGGUGAAGGCGUGGAGCAUUAAUGUGGAACCAUAAAAGUACAGUACAGUACUGUUUUCCAGUGGAUGUUGCUGCAUUGCCUUUUGCUGCCAGCAACUUAGCCUCGAAUAAAUAUCCACGAGUAUUUACAAUGAACAUUAUAUAGAUACAACCGUAAUGUCUGAGUGAAUUGGUCCAUCAUCAGCUAAAAAGUUGUGUGCUUUACUAUUUGUGAGAGAGAUAAAAGGCCAUAUUGGAAAAGAUAUACCCAUUCAGUAUGUGUGUAUAUAUGGAGUGGCACCCAGAUGUCAGUCACCAAGAUAAAGACCUCCAGCCAGAUGAAGGGAUAAUGUAAGAACAGAACUUGGAGGUCAGGUGUCAACGUUACAAUUGCUCCGUGGUCUAGCAGCAGAAAGAGGUGAGGUGUUGAACGUAUUUUUAUUUUUUACUUCUUUUGCACCGUACAUAGCCAACUGUGUUAAACUGCUGUAGCAUCAACAGCAAUGUCUAAUUUUUACUUUGCCCAGAAAAGUAUAGAAUUCUCCAGACGUUUUCAAGCGUGGUCUGCUUGAGAUAUUUAGCCAAUGCAUGUUGUAAUUUUCCAUAUGUGAGGAAACUCGACGGCGGUGUUUUGGUGUACAUCUAUAUCUCAAACUCUGCCAGACGCUGUAGCUGCCACAGUUUUAGUGAACGUGACAUCUGUUGAGCACAAAAGCGCCCGUGACCAAUGCUCUGUGCCGCGAUUAUUAAUGCACAAGGGGCGGCUGACGGGGGGAGUUGAGAGUCCCUUGAAUUGCAGGUUUAUUGCUGUCGAGCUGGCGCUACUGCCAAAGCCACUUUCAGUCUUGUAGAGGACAGAGAAAAAAGCAAUUGGUCACAGGCAUCAGUCUGACUCUUGCAUUGUUACUUUAGACUUUCGAGACUGUAUAAGCGGGGAGAUAUUCACGCACGUUACUAAGAAACCAUCAAUAGCAUCUAUUAGCUGAAAAUCCACAGCCAGAUAACACUCAAUGAGAUCAGCACACAUUAGGAUGCAUAUGCACACAAGUACAACACUUUUCCAAUGUAUUGACACAUGACUCUUUCUGGUACCAAAGACCCCCUAUGUGCAUCCCAAAUCAAGGACAAAGUCACCCUUCAAGGUCCUUCUGGACUCCCACCUGCCUAUCUCUCCUUUAUCAUAUGGCUCUGCUCGCCUCUUAUGUGCUUUCAUCUCAAACUUACCCAAGGGCCUUCUAUCGAGACCCCAAGGCAACCUUCUCUCAUUGGCAGGUCACUCUUUCUCUGCUGUGUCCGCAACUCCCUCCCACUGAUUAUGUUAUUCACACCACUGAGAAAAUUGUCCCGGUGCAAUCUGGAUUUAAGACUUUUUAAUCUUCUGUCUCCCUACGAGCAGUCUUAAUUUGUUAAUGUACCAUAAUGCCACCCUUACCUUCUGUGCCUUGUAGUCUGUUAACGCCUCCACUACUCUCUGAAAUAACCCCCCAUCAAAGCCUCCCUUGCCAAUGUGGCACCGUAUAGUCAAACAACCUCCAGCGGUGGAUGGAUAAAGGGUCAUACAUUGUUUAGUCAUUUAUUUUUCGGACAAUACAGGUGACAGAGUAUCAGCCAGUGGAAGGAUAAUGCCUCAGAGAACAACCGCUGAGGAGAUGGAGUGAUGAGAAUAGCUCAUGCGCGAGACCGAGAUAGUUUUUGGGAUUUACAAGAUUGUGGCAUUGCGUGGUGACGGCGUGGGUAGGCAUUCAUCCAGCAGUGGAGAGAACAAGACUGCUUGUUAUUUCGUGGCUGCUGUUGAAUUAUGGAGCCCCGAAUAGUUGUCACGUUUAUCACGUGGUUUAUUUUUAAUCACUUUGCUGUACAGAAAUUGUCGUGAAUACUUCCGCAUGAGGGUCUUGAGUUUCAGGUGGUUGACUAAAAAUA
Molecule: messenger RNA, 6143 nt
Organism: Lethenteron reissneri (Far Eastern brook lamprey)
Lineage: Eukaryota; Metazoa; Chordata; Hyperoartia; Petromyzontiformes; Petromyzontidae
Gene: CCDC24
Product: coiled-coil domain containing 24
Source: RefSeq, a predicted model, not a curated record